AUGGAUUCUAAUUGGAUGUUUAUCGGGGAUUGUAAUAGUUCAUCAAACCAAUAUUAUUCAUCCGUUGAACAUGAUAUAUGUCGGAAGAUAUCAAUAAAAGAAGUUAAUUCUGCCACCGACAAUCUUAAUGUUUCAAAUUUCAUUGGCCAAGGAAUAGCAGGAAAGGUGUACAAAGGCCGAUUGUCAAAUGGGCAACAUGUGGCCAUUAAACACAUAUUGAACGAUGGCCACAUGGAAACUUUUGUUCGCGAAGUGACAAGCCUUUCGCCUGUCAAACAUCCGAACCUAGUAGCUCUAGUUGGGUAUUGUGAGGGUGAAGAUGAAUGUUUCCUAGUCUAUGAGCUCUGCCAUAAUGGAAAUCUCUCCGAAUGGCUGUUUGGUAAGGAUAAGACUCUUACUUGGAUCCAAAGGCUUCAAAUUGCUAUUGAUUGUGCUAGAGGUUUAUGGUUUCUCCACACAUAUCCAGACGGUUGCAUAGUUCAUCGUGACAUUAAGCCAACAAACAUUCUUAUAUGCGAGGAUUUUCAUGGGAAGCUAUCGGAUUUUGGUUUGUCCAAAGUCCUCGAUAUGGGUCUUUCCUACGUGAGUUCAGAAGUUAGAGGGACGUUUGGAUACGUUGAUCCAGAGUAUCGAAAUAACCGACGUGUAAAUUCGUCUAGCGAUGUUUACAGUUUCGGAAUUGUAUUGUUACAAAUUAUAUCGGGGCAAAGGGUCAUCAAUAUGGAUCUGACCAGACCAAUGUCACUUGACAAAAAGGCAAGAUUCUUGACAAGGGGAGGAAAUCUGGUGGAUUUUGCUGAUGCUAAGUUAAAUGGAGAUUACUCAGUUGAGGCCUUUGAAAUUGUGAUGAAAUUGGCUUUAUCUUGUACAGGGCUAAAGCAGGAAAGGCCAGGGAUGGAACAAAUUGUGGGAAAGCUAGAGGAUACUCUUAACAUUUCCAUAAAGUUGUAA
Messenger RNA from Impatiens glandulifera, 951 nucleotides. Its product is annotated as probable serine/threonine-protein kinase PBL1. Gene Ontology annotation, biological process: protein phosphorylation. Gene Ontology annotation, molecular function: protein kinase activity; ATP binding. The coding region runs from base 1 to 951 and encodes 316 amino acids. The record is from RefSeq and is a predicted model, not a curated record. The transcript has 6 exons. NCBI's taxonomy places the organism in Eukaryota, Viridiplantae, Streptophyta, Magnoliopsida, Ericales, Balsaminaceae.